Molecule: messenger RNA, 560 nt
Organism: Terrapene triunguis (Three-toed box turtle)
Lineage: Eukaryota; Metazoa; Chordata; Testudines; Emydidae
Product: bromodomain and WD repeat-containing protein 1-like
Exons: 6
Coding region: 90-554 (154 amino acids)
Biological process (GO): regulation of cell shape; regulation of transcription by RNA polymerase II; cytoskeleton organization
Cellular component (GO): nucleus
Source: RefSeq, a predicted model, not a curated record
UAGGACUAUGCCGAGCGGGGCCCUGCCCGCGCCAAACGCUGCCUGAGCCCGUGUCCUGCCGUGGCAGUAGCGGCUGGGCCGCCCCCGACAUGGCCGAGCCCUCGGUCCCCUUCUCUGGCGGCGGCUCCCUGCCGCUCAUUGAAUCAGAGCUCUACUUCCUCGUCGCCCGCUUCCUGACCACCGGGCCCUGCCGGAGAGCGGCGGAGGUGCUGGUGCAGGAGCUGGAGCAGCACCAGUUGCUUCCUAAAAGGUUGGAUUGGGAAGGAAAUGAGCAUUGUAGAAGUUAUGAAGAUUUGGUCUUAUCCAACAAACAUGUGGCUCCAGAUCAUUUGUUGCAAAUUUGCAAGCGUAUUGGCCCUAUACUGGAUAAAGAGAUUCCACCCAGCAUUUCAAGAGUGAAUUCCUUACUUGGUGCAGGGAGGCAGUCAUUGCUACGUACAGCGAAAGAUUGCAGGAAUACUGUUUGGAAGUGCUCUGCUUUAGCUGCUCUUCGUAGAGGAAGACCUCCUGAAAUUCCUGUAAACUAUGGCCCUCCACCAAGCCUUGGUACGUAGAUGAUA